Molecule: messenger RNA, 1743 nt
Organism: Ceratotherium simum simum (southern white rhinoceros)
Lineage: Eukaryota; Metazoa; Chordata; Mammalia; Perissodactyla; Rhinocerotidae
Cellular component (GO): nucleus
Molecular function (GO): structural constituent of cytoskeleton
Source: RefSeq, a predicted model, not a curated record
AUGGCUACACCAAGAUUCCAGAAAGUCAACUUUGGGAGCUAUGAUAAUUAUAUUCCAGUCAGUGAAUUAAACAGAAAAUCAUGGAAUCAGCAAUACUUUGCCCUGGCAUUUCCCAAACCGCCACGGCCAGGAAGAAAAAGGAGAUCAAUGCCUUCCCAAUUACAAGACAAUAGAAUUCCUGAACAUGAUCAAGGCAAAUUAAGGGGACGUCGUAGACAACCAUUAUGGAUGCACCAUUCUGUAAUGACAAUUUCCGAUCCAUCUGCUUAUUUAGCUGCCAGGACGCAGCCUACAGCUAAAUCAACUCGUCGCCCCAGGGAAGAGGCUGGAGUAGCAGAAAUAGGAACUAAAGGCGAAAAAGACAUUGCAAAAACAGACGCCAAAAAAGACAAGAAGGGUUCAAAGAAGGGCAAGGAGUCAGCUACCGAAUCUGAAGAUGAGAAAAAGGAUGCAAAGAAAGGUUCCAAAAAAGAUAAGAAAGAUUCAAAGAAGGGCAAGGAGUCAGCUACAGAAUCCGAAGAUGAGAAAAAGGAUGCAAAGAAAGAUGCCAAAAAAGAUAAGAAAGAUUCAAAGAAGGGCAAGGAGCCUGCUACAGAAUCCGAAGAAGAGAAAAAGGAUGCAAAGAAAGAUGCCAAAAAAGAUACGAAAGAAGCAAAGAAGGGCAAGGAGCCAGCUACGGAAUCCGAAGGUGAAAAAAAGGAUGCAAAGAAGCAUAAGGAUGAGAAAAAAGACACAAAGAAACCCAGUGAUAAGGGUGAUGAAUCAAAGGACAAGAAAGAUGCAAAGGGGAAGGGGAGUAAAAAAGAAAAGAAAGAUGAAAAGAAGCCCGGUAAGACAGAUAGCAAAUCAAAGGAUGAUGCCAAGAAAGAUGCCAAAAAAGAAACUGAGACAGAUUCUGCUGAUGCAAAGAAGGAUGCAAAGAAAGAUGCAAAGAAAGAUGCAAAGAAGGAUGCAAAGAAGGAUGCAAAGAAGGAAGCAAAGAAGGGCAAGUAGGCCUUCAAUAAUAAUUCAAAAGUAUAUUUGAUAAAACACUUUUAGUAGUCUGAAACUGAAUCUACGAGAGUAAAGAGCAGUUCAAAUAUUAAUCAAAUAAUUUUUUAAAUGAAGCAAAGAAGAACACAAAGAAAGACUCAGAGAAGCUUCAUUAAAAAUGUGAGGAACAAGUUAAGAAAAAUUAAGAGAGAACUCAUUGAAGGAUUUGGAGGAUGCUUGUGCUAAAUUUGGGGAUAUAAAGGAUUCAGUGAAAGAUCCCAAGAAAGAUUUAAAGAAGAAUAUUCAAAUAAGGAUAUAAAAGUUAAUGACACUGAAUCUGUGGAUUAAAAAAAAAAAACUCAACAAAGGCUUCAAAAAAAUCCAAGUAGGCGUUAUGUUGACUCCAUAGAUUCAAACAAUCUGAAGCUGCAUCCAGAGGUUUAAAUGAAGAAAUAUAGGAGUCAUGAGAGGAAGUUAAACAAAUUUCAGAAAGUCUACUUUCAAAUGAAUAUGAAUACAAAUCAAAGGUAGCAUUCAUCAAAAAAAAAAUGAAAAUAUUAUUACUUCUGUGUGAGCCUAUACCACUCUCUGUGAAGUGUAAAUAGCCACAACCAGGUGGACGGAUGUUGAAUGUUCCACUUGCACACCCAGCUAAAUACAACUGAGAAUGUUAUAAGAAGAUGUCAAACAGGAUAGAGAUAAUUGAGAACACGAGCAUGGAAAAACUAAGAAGGAAAAAUACACAGAAAAAGGAAAUUUAUAAAGGUCCUA